AAGUUGGCCGUACCGCUACUACAUCGUUGUUUUUAGUUGCAAGUGCAUCUAUAAAGUUCAUAAUACGUUGUUUGAGGAAGUCCAUACGUUAUAAACUAGCAUUAACUAAGAAAUAAAUACAUACUAAUGUAUGCACAAAGAACGUCAAAAGCGAAAUGCAGAUAUGAUAUAAAAUAAGCUGUAUGUAGUUUGCUGUAUUUAUGUACUGGUAUAUGUGUAUCGGCAGUUUGGAGCUUAUAGUUGUGGACAAUCCCAAGAUCCUGAUCGUUAGAUCAUCCUGGAGGGCGUGUGAUAGUAAGAAGUGUGAAGGCCAGUGGACAGUCGACAGUGAAGGAAGUGGCUGCUUGUUGCCGUGUGGUUCCUAAAAAGUACUCAAAAUUGAUAGAAAGAACAAGAAGGCUGCUGCAACUGGUGCCUCAGCCGGGGACCAGCCGCCGCGCAAAAAGGGACGUCGCUCAGGAGGAUCAAUUUCAGGAUCAGUUUCUGUCGUAGAUUCGAACGCAGCAUCCACAUCCAGAGCGGCGCAACAGAUCAACUCGAGUGGCUCAAGUGCAUCCGGAAACGGAAAUUGCAAACCAAAUUCAGACUCGCACAGACUGACACAGAACUCGUCCACGACGGACACACAAACACUUAACAGCAAUAACAGAAGUAUCAACGAGAUUAGCAGCAACAGUAACAGAGAUUCGGCUAUGAAUAUGCAGAGUACAGCGGCGUUGUCAUCCCCCUCCACAACCGGUGCCGCCGCGGGCUCCUCAGAUGUCUCCGGUUCGGCUGUGGAGUUAUCCACAGGCACGGAUCAUGUGAGCAACGAGGGCGCCGGCGCUGCAGCUGAUGGAUCGGCAGAUGGAGAGGUUGCUCAACCAUCUGGCGGCCAUAGCAAUAAUACCACAAACGGACAUGAUGUCAAACACAAUGGAUUCGCAGCCAAUAAUAAUGGCAGCUGUGCGGUUGAUGGGGACAACAAUCGCGAGAUUAACAGCGGAUACAGUGGCAUUCACUUGGACAAGUCGAAUCAGGAGAUAAUACGUUUGAUUGGCCAAUAUCUGCACGACGUUGGCCUCGAGAAGUCAGUUAAAACUCUAAUGGUCGAAUCCAACUGUUACUUGGAGCAUCCAUCAGCUACCAAAUUUCGAGAGCAUGUGUUGGUUGGAGACUGGAACAAAGCGGAUGCUGAUCUCAAGGAUUUGGAGCCAUUGAUCGAUAAUGGGAAAUCAUCCACAAUAACUGAAAUGAAAUUUAUAUUGCUAGAGCAAAAAUAUUUGGAGCAUUUGGAUGAUGGAAAUCCAUUGGACGCACUACACGUGUUGCGCAACGAACUGACUCCACUGCAGCACAACAUUUUGCGUGUGCAUCAAUUAUCCUCAUAUAUGAUGUGUUCGACCAAUCAUGACCUCUACCAGCGGGCGAAGUGGGAGGGCAAGGGCAUCACAUCUCGUGCCCUUGUUAUGGAACGCCUGCAGACUUUUAUGCCGCCAUCGGUGAUGAUGUCGCCACGACGCCUGCGCACUCUGCUCCAACAGGCUGUUGAACUGCAAAGCCAGAACUGCCCUUGUCACGAUAUGGCCUGGGAGACUAAUUUGCAGACAGUAUCUUUGCUGACAGAUCACUGCUGCACCACGGAUGGCUUUCCCAUGCAGACAAUACAAGUGCUCACUGAUCAUUGCGAUGAGGUUUGGUUCUGCAAGUUCUCCCCGGAUGGCCUCAAGCUGGCCACGGGCAGCAAAGACUCCACUGUGAUCAUCUGGGAUGUAGAUCCAUACAAGCUGACGCUUAAACAUCGCCGUGUGCUCGAUGGUCAGGCUCAACUAAAUGUUAGCUUCGUUAGCUGGAGUCCAGACUCAAAGCUCAUUCUAGUUGGUGGCACUGAGGACUCCCAUGAGCUUUUCAUCUGGAAUGUCGACGAUGGAAAGUUAGUUAUAAAGUUCUCACAAUCCCUGGAGGAUAGCCUAGCAUGCGGCACUUUUAGUCGCGAUGGCAAUCAUUUCGUUUGCGGCGGUCAAAAGGGUCAGCUCUAUCUGUGUGACCUGAACGGCACCCUAAUUGACUCCUGGGAGGGAGUGCGCGUCAACAGCGUCGCCUUUCGGGCGGAUAACAAAACCAUUUUAGCAGCCGAUAAUCACUAUCGCUUACGAGGCUAUAAUUUCGAUUCCCCACGCUCGGAUUUUGAUAUACUGCGCGAGUCACAUCCAAUUAUGACGUUCAGCAUUAACUCUGCGGAUCGUUUGGCCUUGUUGAAUGUCUCCAAUCAGGGUCUGCAUCUCUGGGACAUCGAGGACAAGUGUCUGUUGCGACGUUUUCAGGGAAUCAGGCAGAGCAACUUUGCAAUUCAUUCUUGCUUUGGCGGCGUUAACGAGAGCUUCGUGGCUAGCGGCAGCGAAGACAAGGUUGUGUACAUUUGGCAUAUUAAGCGAGAAGAGCCGCUGGCCAAGUUGGCCGGUCACACCAAGACGGUUAACUGCGUAUCGUGGAAUCCAGUGUAUCCGUCCUUACUAGCCAGCGCUAGCGAUGAUGCCACCGUGCGUAUUUGGGGACCGAAACCAACGGGCAGCAGUGCAACGACAGAGAGCGACGACUGUUCAUCGAGCUCGUCAUCGUCUUCGUGGAACAUGACCUAAAUCGGCAAACGCAUACAGAUACAGUUUUGUUUAUGUGGUAUAUAUGCAUUAUGGAGGAUUGCACUCGGACUUUAUAUUGGAGUGAAAUUCGGGUUCUUAGUCAAAAGCCAUUUUCGAUAGCUCAAAAUGUGGAUACCUUUUAACUGUAGAGUAAAUGCAAUAGUAUAUUUCUGCCAAUACGUAGAGUUCAACAUUUAAAGUUUCUAAUUGUUAAGAUAUUCUUGUCCGUAUAUAUGUAUGUGCGAUCCUCGAAUGUGUAAUUCUGCAUAAAUAUUGACUCUAAAUUAGUUCUAAGUAAACUCCCAAUGUCGAUCUAAAUGUGGUGCGCCCGUCUCUGCAACCAGCAUAUAUUUGUUGCAGCGAUAGCGAAAACACUAGACUGCCAUUACAAUACGAUGUGUAUUGAGCAGCAUGACUUACAAUUAGCAUUAAACUUAUAUAAGGUACAUUGACAUUGUCUCACACAUAAUCGGACACAAACGAACACAAGAUACGCGAGUAUGUAUGGAUUCUUGUUCAAUACUUUUCAAACAAUAGUAUUUUUAAAAAACGUUCUUUAUCAUAUGUAUGUAUAUUUAUUAACAUGCCUAUGUAUUGUGAAUUGGUUUUUAGUAAUCUAUAUAAUUUCAGAAUGGGCCACCCUAAUUUAAAACCUUUUGCCAUUUUAAUUAUUUUAUUUCGUUUUCGGGAAUUCAAUCGAAAAUUAAUCGUUCAAUGUUCUUUCAGAAUCAAUCUGAUACACAAUGUUUUAACAAAACAUUAAGCAAAAGGGCUUUUAAUAAUUUUAAAUUCUUUAUGAAUUUAAAAUAGACUUUUGGUUCGACAUUUGCAGAUAGCGGUUAACAAAGUUAAACUCAAUUACUUACAUGAAGAAACGGGCCUUAGUACGCCAAUUUAAUUUCAUAAUCAAUACAUGCAAUAAACAUAGCGCUAUAUACACAAGAGUAUGUAAUUAAUAUUUGGGCUUAAUUGAUUGGAAAUAGGACGCUAUCAAAGAUGAACUUUUACCAUUGAUCAAAAUAAAUGAUAUUGCCGUCUUUUUCCAAA
Molecule: messenger RNA, 3665 nt
Organism: Drosophila innubila
Lineage: Eukaryota; Metazoa; Arthropoda; Insecta; Diptera; Drosophilidae
Product: WD repeat-containing protein 26 homolog
Exons: 4
Coding region: 693-2618 (641 amino acids)
Biological process (GO): proteasome-mediated ubiquitin-dependent protein catabolic process
Cellular component (GO): GID complex
Molecular function (GO): protein binding
Source: RefSeq, a predicted model, not a curated record